UCUCUUCUCUCGGACUGUCGUUUCAUGAACAAAUGGAUCAGAUCAAUGGCUCUCAAUCUUUCCCGUGGCUCGUUUAUCACUCUAUGGAAUUUGGGAUCUCAUAUUCAAAAUCAUCAGUGAAUACAGAACUCGUAUCAGGUAAUCAACAUGGGUUUUCCUUUAAGUUUUUGAAUCCAAACCCCAAUUUAGAAAACAACAACAGAAUAGACCUGUUAGGUUGUAGUAAUGGUUUGGUUUUAUGUUGUUUAUCAAGUAAUCUGAAACCAAAUUCCAGACCAAAAUAGUAUUUUGUUUGCAAUCCACUCACAAAACAGUGGGUUUCACUUCCUCCAACUCCUACUAUGUCCACCACCACCACCCUUGCUGCUUUUACUAGUGAGACUAUUUCACCCACUACUUCUUAUAAAGUUGUGCUUAUAAUGCCUGAUAAGAAAAAAAUGAGGAAAUUGAACAUUCAAGUUUUCUCUUCUGAUGCGGGUAAAUGGAAUGUCUAUCAAGUAUCACACCCUGAGCCUAGGGGUUAUUUCUCUGACUUCAAGAGUUUAGUUGUCAUAAAUGGACAAAUGUAUUGGCUGGACGGGAAAAAUAUAUUAUCUUACAAUCUAAACAAUAACAAUAGCAUUCAAACCGGUGGCCAACAAUGUAGGUUGAUAAACUUCCCUGUCUUGUCAGAAAAUUAUAAUGAUGAAAGCGACAUUUUUUGUCUAAAGGAGUACAGAGGUUUGUUAUGUUUUCUUGCAAUUUCGAAAACCUCAAGGUAUUUGUCUGUCUGGGUGUUUGAGGAGGAUUGGAAUAUGGUGCACAAGGAUAUUGUGUUGCUUGAUUUCGUAGCGGGAAUGUAUAGAAGAUACAAUAUGGAAGAGUAUGAGGCUUUGGAAGAAGUUGACAGUGAAAGUGAAAGUAACAAUUGCGACAAAGAAAAUGGGGCUAUUGAAGACGUUGAGGUUAUAGGUUUUAGUCCAGUCGAUGCAAAUGUGAUUUUGUUCGGUUAUAAUGAUGGAGUUUGGGCCUAUGACAUUGAAAGCACAAAAUCCGAAGAGCUCAUCGAGCCUUCGUUCAUGGCUACGACAAAUUCGGUUGGAACUCGUUAUCGCGUCUACAACUCAUUUGCUAUAAAGACAAUGCCAACAGUGCUUCCAUCACCUUCGUGGAAAAGCACACCAGGAUCUGCAAUUCCGGACCAAUUGGAAAAGAAUGUGCUGAUCUAUGGCCAAGGAUUGCUAGUGCUGCCAAUGCAAUUGUUUAAGAUUACUAAUAGUUGAGAUUUGAGAAGUCUUAGCAUAAAACUUUUGGGGAUAGAUCUUUUUUAUCUUCUUCUUUUGGGGAAAACAGAACAGUUUUGUAGUAGGUUAGUUAUUCAGAGGAUAUGAGUUAUACUCCCUCCGUCCCUAAUUAGAUGACCUACUUGGUUUUAAGUUUUGUC
Molecule: messenger RNA, 1423 nt
Organism: Papaver somniferum (opium poppy)
Lineage: Eukaryota; Viridiplantae; Streptophyta; Magnoliopsida; Ranunculales; Papaveraceae
Exons: 2
Coding region: 342-1262 (306 amino acids)
Source: RefSeq, a predicted model, not a curated record